This is a messenger RNA of Lactuca sativa (garden lettuce), 1104 nucleotides long. RefSeq lists its product as uncharacterized. NCBI's taxonomy places the organism in Eukaryota, Viridiplantae, Streptophyta, Magnoliopsida, Asterales, Asteraceae. The record is from RefSeq and is a predicted model, not a curated record. Gene Ontology annotation, molecular function: protein dimerization activity.
GCUGUGGUUUCUCUCUCGACUAAAAGCUGAGAACUUUUUUGAGGUUUCUCUCUUGACUAAAAGAUGAAAUCGAAGAAGAUAAUAGUGUCGUCGCCAUCGCCUGUUACAACCCCAAUGUGUGAAAUCCGCCAUCUUUGCUGUUAGAGCCGCUGUUAGGGCUGCAUUGUAUUCGGUGUUCGGCAACAAUCUUCAUAAUCGACACAGUUGACAAUCAAUGGCAUCUAAUGCAUCUACUACAUCUGUUGGAUCAACCGCCAUUGGUGCACAUAAACGUAAUUCAGAUGAUGUUGGUUGGGAAUAUGGUGUCAUCCCAGAUAAAAGCAACAUGGAUAGAUUGAAAUGUACCUUGUGCGGAAAAGUGUUUGGUGGGGGGAUUUAUAGGAUGAAACAACAUAUUGCUCAUGUAACGGGGAAUGUAUCUUCAUGUCCAAAGUCUACAAAAGAUGAUUUGUUUCAAAAUCAUAGCUAGUUGGUGGAGACUAUUUGGUGGCACAACUCCUCAUUUGACAAAGAUUGCAAUGAGGAUUCUUUCUUUAACUAGUAGUUCAUCAGGUUGUGAAAGGAAUUGGAGCACGUUUGAAGGGGUACACACAAAGAAACGAAAUAGAUUGGAGACAAGCAAAUUGAACAAUCUUGUUUAUGUUCAAUUCAAUGCUAAUUUAAUGGAGAAAAACAAAAAGAGAAAAGAUAGAAACAUAGAAGUGCUAUUAUCAAAUCAUUCUCUCUCCGCUCAAGAAUGGAUUGUUGAUUGCGAUGAUUGUGAUGUAGAUGAAGUAGACCCCAAAACGGUUGAUGAAACUCUUGAAACCGAUGUUAGUCAAGCACCCCGAGAAAGUCCAAAAACGAGGGAACUUUUUGAUGAAAAUUUCGAGUUCGAGAGUGAGGAUCAAGUGUUAGAAGAAGACGAAUAUGAGUCGGAUGAGGUUCCAAUAAUGGAAGUAUGUGGUGAAGAUUAGAAGAAAAUUGUUGUGCUUGUUAAAACUUAUUUUAAACUUUUAUGGACUUGUUGGAUAUGAUUUGGUGUGCUUGUUAAACUUAUUAUUAAACUUUUAUGUUUAUUUUGGAUGAUAAAUGGUUGUGUUUGUUAAACUUAUUAAGUUAUUA